Centropristis striata (black sea bass) is the source of this 4116-nucleotide messenger RNA. It is a transcript of the gene golt1ba, whose product is annotated as golgi transport 1Ba. Lineage: Eukaryota; Metazoa; Chordata; Actinopteri; Perciformes; Serranidae. The transcript has 6 exons. Gene Ontology annotation, biological process: endoplasmic reticulum to Golgi vesicle-mediated transport; retrograde transport, endosome to Golgi. Gene Ontology annotation, cellular component: endoplasmic reticulum; membrane. Bases 153 to 539 code for a protein of 128 amino acids. The record is from RefSeq and is a predicted model, not a curated record.
GGUGACAACGCGAGAAGAAGGCGUGUUUCCGGAAGACGUGGCUGUUGCUGCAGUGGCAGCUGUCAUCCAAGUUAUUCUGGAGAAGAUCUUAAAUCUUACUAUAAUAUUUCCUCUACUUCUAUUUUAUCAACACUCGUUUAUUCGGCGUCAAGAUGAUUUCGCUAACGGACUCCCAGAAGAUUGGGAUGGGAUUAACAGGUUUCGGCGUGUUUUUCCUCUUCUUCGGGAUGAUCCUGUUCUUUGACAAAGCACUCCUGGCUAUUGGAAAUAUCCUGUUCGUUGCUGGACUCGCCUUUGUCAUUGGACUGGAGAGGACCUUCCGCUUUUUCUUCCAGAAGCACAAGAUGAAGGCCACAGGUUUCUUCCUGGGAGGUGUGUUUGUGGUACUGAUUGGCUGGCCCAUAAUUGGAGUUGUGCUGGAGAUCUACGGCUUUUUUCUCUUGUUCAGGGGUUUCUUCCCAGUUGUGGUGGGCUUUAUCAGAAGAAUACCUGUCCUUGGUUCAAUUCUAAACCUGCCCUUCAUCAGUGGACCUUCAUAAGGCUCUGAGGACAAUCAGCAGUCGUGUACGUGGACAAAGUGGGCGAGAGCAACACCAUGGUAUAACAGGGACUGUUUGUACCCAGAGAACGCUGUUUUAGUACAGCAGGUUUUAUAAAGCAACAAUAUCGCCCAUCGGACUGAUACACAUUCAGAUUCCUCCCCACUCCAGCAGGCAAAGACUGCUUUCUGUCCAUCUGCAAUAUCAGUGGUCAGUGCUACCAAUCAAAGUUUCUUUGGAGUGUCGCCCAACCAGUCUGUUACCGAAUGGAGUUACUAAGGUCACUACAAAAAAAUAUUUCCAAUUCUAUUGAUCCGUUGAUCAUUGAAUGCAUAUUGAAUCAGAAAACGGAGGAUGGAAGACUCGCAAAGCACCAUUGACUCUGUCUACGUGAAUAUGGAUGAAACAAACUAAAUCCCUGUCCCUCAACAAGGAUAAGGAGUCAGACGUCAGUUUGCCAUUUUGCCACAUUCUGUGCCUGUGCUUCUACUUUAUUUGGACAAAAGCUUUUAAGCUCAGAAUUUUGUCUUAUUACAGUAAUUCUGUGACACUUUAUUUUUGCGUGUCUAUUGUAAUAUUUUCUCUUUGUUACAUGUCAUUUUGUUUAUGGUUGGCCAAUGAGUACUUCAGUAUAAAUUAUUUUUUAAAUGAUAAGUGCUUUACUUCAUGGAACGUGAGUUAGUGUAAUGUCAUACUAGUAUUUGUUACUAUUAUUAUUACAACUGUUAAAGUCUGGUCACACCAGAAAAUGGCAACACCUAAUUCAUCAUGAUAUGUGGAUGAUGAAGUUAAUUAAAGUGAUGUUAAAAUAUUUAGUAAUGUGGUGACUAGUCGUCACAUUAAAUGGGGCAGUGCAGCAAUUCGCAGCAGAGUUGUGUGGCGAAUGGGGACUCUCACUUGAAUAACCUGUGUGACGCGUUGUUCAAACCCUGCUGGAGUACAAGUAGACUUAAUAUUUCACCUUUAUUUUGUUUUGUCAGGGUGUCUAUACAGACAGGGGGACUAUGUGUUGGAGCUUGCUGCAGGAAACAUACUGUCAAAACCCAGAAUUAUUCUAAUGAGUUGUUACUUAACCCCUUAGCGAUUUCCCCCUUUUUAUAGAAAGUUGUUGGGCAGUGGAUUUUUAGGGGGAGAUAGCAGGUCAAUAGUAGAUGCCAUAUAGAGCUGGUGGACAUCUGAAAGCUGGAACCUAAAGAUUAAUUUUAUUUGCAUUCCAGCACUGUAUGUUAAGUUGUUCUUGUCAUACAUCUGUAAUAUAUAUAAUUUAAUUAAUCAUAACUAAAGAUAUUAAGUUAAUGUUCAACUAUGUCCCAUAACUUGUUACAGCAGUUUUUUUUCUGUUGAGACCAUUUGUUCAACAUAUAUACUGCUGAGCAGAUGCAGGCCAUUUUUUUUAAAUAUUGAGAAUGGAUAAAAAUGGUCGAAAAACACUCCGGAAUAUUACAUCCAUACACCAAGACCUUUGGAACAACAUAGAAGAAUCCAAGCUAAGAUUGUUGAUGGUUUCAAAAACUUGAGACAUUUUGGAGAUUUCUGUAUUUUCGGUGAUUGGAUUACGACCACUUCCCAUCUUUAAACUGCUGAGAACCCCCUUAUUGUCAACAUACCCAGGAAAGUGUUACAGCUUCUGGAUGCUCUAGGUCUCUAGUUUGUGGAUGUAAAGUUUCAUGAGGCUGUGAUUAUCCUAGAAGUCACAGCAGCUCAUUUUAAGUCAGGUCAUUGCUUGUGUUUUGUUUUCCCCUUAUAGCUUUUUAAACUUUCUGUUCUCUCACCAACUCACUGGUUACAUGAUUGCCUCAGCAUGAUGUGGAGCUGUGUUUCUUCAACAGUUGAGUAUGCUUUGACUUUUAUGUCUCAUACGGAUGCUUUUUUUCCCCAAUCAUCCCAUGCGACGCCAACUACUGCAGACCACGCACUACCCCCUCCCGAAUGAAAGGGAUUACUUGUGUUUUACCAACUGCCAAAUUAAAUUUUAAUGCAGCCUGAGGCUAGUAAGCAAACUACUAUAGCUGGAAAGCUAACACCUAACACACAGCCAGGAACAUGCUAGCAGUACACUGCAAAAAAGCCAACUUAUAUUAUUUUUUGGCCUAAAACCGCGAUUUAAGUUGGUAAAACUUGGAAAUAUAAAUUAUUGACAUUUAGGGCAAUAAUGUAAGUUAGCACAACAAAGGAAGCCAGUUGUCUGCUCAAAAACAAGUUUGUGAGUUGUUGUUACUUAUUUCUUUAAGUUGGGGUUCAAAACAAGGGACAAUAGUUCUGCUAACUCUUAUUUCUUUGUUGUGAAAUUCGGUCAUAAGCAAAAGCUAGCGGCUAACUGAUGCUAGCAGCUAACUGAUGCUAGCGGCGCUGCUUGUUACAGCUACAAGAGUAGCCAUUAGCGUAUCAAUGCUAGCUCAAAAUUGUGGUCGCAACAUUAGCUGACAUUCAUAGCGGCGUUACAAUCGUGCCAAUUCAGCACAUUGCAGAAGUUAGCAGAAGUAAGGAUUAAAAGUUAUUACAAUGUAAAAUUAUAAGUUAGUACUUAGUUAUAAGUUUGACAAAAAUCUGAAUUCAGAGUUGAGCCAACUCCAAAACAAAACUUAAAAUAUUUAGUUUAACUGUCCAACUUAAAAUUUUAUCGAAGUUUGUUGCCUUGAAAUUUUGAGUUCACCCAACUUUUAUUUUUUUGCAGUGUAGUCAGUCACAAAAGUUCUCUUGCUGGUUUGCUCACUGUCAGUAGCAAGCUUGGUAGCUCAAUCGGCAUCUCAACAGAAAGUACUGAAGGUUCAGUUUAUUCAAAAACAUAUUUUUAUCAUCAUAUUCUGCCUCAUAACCUUCUUUCAACCUACAAAAAGCACUUGAAUCAAGAAAACAUUUUUCAGAAGUUGUAAUGGAUUAUGUGAGCAGCAUGUUGAAUUUAAUAGCACACUGCAAUGGACCAGUGGGCUGCCUUUAAGACAGAAAACUGUUCUAAAAUAUAUGGUAUGUUGUGGGAAAAUAGUAAUAUAAAAGCUACAUCAUAUUAGCCAAACCCAUUAAAGUAAGUAAUAAAAAUAUUAAUAUAAAAAGUACCCUAUAAUGGACUAAAAAACAUUUAAAACACUGGUAUGAUCCUGAUAUCUCGCUCAUAGAAUGUAUUGUUUAUUCAGACAUUAUUUCAGCGGUUUCAAGCUUUUCAGUUUUUGUGGAAACAAAUUAACCCUUUCCAAACAUGAAAACUUGCACACUAAAGCACCUACAGCUUUAUUUAUCAUUGGACCUAUAACUUUUAAUAUCUAAAUGAGCAUUAGUUUUAUUCUUGAGGAAAAGCUAGAGUUAUCUUCUCAUUCAUGUCAUUUUAGUGUCCUUGAGCUCCAAAUGGUCAACUUGUCCUGUUUUUCCUUAUUCCUUUCUGUUUCUUCUUUUUUUUUUUUUUUUGUUGAGAAACACAUUUCUGCAUUGCAGACAUCAACCCCCACAACCCAGAAACUGAAAAAAUGUGGGUCUUUGUGUCCAAAGUACCACCAAAAUUAAAGUUACCUGUGAAAUUUCAAUGUUUUGCUGUACGUGAUUUUGUAAAUAUACUUUGUAGGUUUGGUUUGUACCUGCCAUUGAA